Messenger RNA from Coccomyxa subellipsoidea C-169, 3093 nucleotides. Its product is annotated as kinase-like protein. The record is from RefSeq and is a predicted model, not a curated record. Lineage: Eukaryota; Viridiplantae; Chlorophyta; Trebouxiophyceae; Coccomyxaceae. The coding region runs from base 1 to 3093 and encodes 1030 amino acids. Gene Ontology annotation, cellular component: membrane. The transcript has 19 exons. Gene Ontology annotation, biological process: protein phosphorylation; calcium ion import across plasma membrane. Gene Ontology annotation, molecular function: protein kinase activity; monoatomic ion channel activity; ATP binding.
AUGGCUCCUAAGGACGAACAGGGCUCUUCUGCGCCUCUUCUAGUGGAUGAUGACGUUGCAGACACCCUAGAACAGGGGCUGUCUGACAGCCAUGACUUCCAGUCAAUCAUCGCUGCACGCCCCAAGAGGGUGGUGCAAUGGCUGCAGGACGAUGCAGUAGAAAAGCUUGGAGAGUUCCAAAUCUCGGACACCCAGUUCUUUUCUGCAGGACCCUCGGAGAGUGGGUUGCUCACCGAAGGCCACAAUAGCAGGUGCAUCGAUGUGGAGCGGUUCUGGAGGAAGCGUCUAGAGGAAGCAGCCUCCACUCGUGUAUCCUCUGAGCCGGAGGAAUGGAGCGAGAUGGUGAAGGUGGAGGCCUGGGUGGUCACCUUGAAGAAUGCAGCAGCAGCUGAGAAUGUGGGGCUGCUGCAGCCGCUGCUCAGCCGCUUCCAGGCCGGCAAACUGUCAAUGAUGGUCUUCGGUCUGCCGGCAGUGAUGGCAACAGUGGAAUUUAAAUGGGUCCACUGGUGCCGGCGGCUGCUCUGGGUGCAGCUGGCGCUGUACAUGCUCUGGUUAUUCUCCUUUACGAUCUUCACCAUCCUUUUCCAGGAUGAGGACGCCGGCUCAAGCCUCGCUGAGGUGGCGGCCACGCCGCGCGGGCAGGCCACGAUCGCGCUCGAGAUCGUCGCGCUCUUGGCGAUGCUCCCGUUUUUGUACAUCGAGGCGGCAACAAUCAUUGAGUACGGCAAGACGUGGCUCAAUGCCCAGAACAUCAUCGACGCACUCACCUACGUCAACCAGGUGACAAUUACAGUGAUGCAUCUGACACGGCGCCACCUGGAGUCCGACGUCAUUCUCUUCCUCAUGGCCGCCCAAUGCAUCCUGCUCUGGCCUUUCCGGGCAUCCAAGUUUGGCUUCGUGGACACACUACGAGUGGUGCUGUCGGACGUCAAGUGGUUCUUGCUCUUCCUCUUCUUCACCAUGUGGGGGUUUGCGUGCGCCUUCCACGUCCUCUACCGCAGCGACCAAGACGAUGCGCCGGAGUUCACCUCGCUCUGGCGCAGCCUCUACACGGUGUUCACGGCCGCGGUGGGCCAGUUUGAAAACGACACUUACAUCAACCACCACAACCCGCGGCUGACGAUUCCCCUUCUGGUCAUCUACCUCUUCGUCGUCACCAUCAUUAUGCUGAACCUGCUCAUUGCGCUGCUGACCAAUGCACAGGAAAAGAUGACGGAGAACGCUGGGCUGCGCGCAAUCCUGAGCAAAGCCCAGAUCAUUGAUGAGCUGGAAAACACGCUGCCCAGCUGGCUCAAGCGCCAGGGAGGCAACCGUUGGUACCCCAACUACAUCCACAUCCUCAAGCUGGCGCCCAGUCAGCGCGGGGAGCUGUCAGCGGAGGCGCUGUGGGCGGAGCACGGAGACCUCCUGGACAGCAGCGAGGAGGUGCGCAUCCGCGUGCGCGCCCUGGAAGCCAAGAUAGACGUCUUGCAGGCGUCGAUCGACGCGCUCAUCGCCGCGCUGCCGGCCCAGGCGCGCGACCGGGCCGCCGCCGACCCCGCCAGGCUGCAGGACAUCUGCUCAACAGCGGGGCAGCUCAAUGACAAAAAGAGGAGGCGGGAUAGCAUCCUGCUGGACACCGUCCGAACAGGCAGCGAGGAGUCCCCAUCCAAGAAGGCGCGCACAGGCCCUGCCGAAGUGCGCAGCAGCGCUACAGCCCAGAGGCUGCCAAAGGUGACGGCGGCCCAUAAGAUGGCGGCGUUGCAGCGUCAGAAUGAGGAGCUGGCCAGGAAACUGGAGACCAGCAGAGCCUGCUGCAAGGCUGUGCAACAAGAGGCGGAGGAAGCCAGGACGGAGGCGCAAGCAGAGCAUGUCAAGGUGAAGGGGCUGCAGUGUGCCAUAUCGCAGUUCUACGAGGAAAGGAGCGAUCUGCGCAAACAGCUCGCUGCAAAUUUUCAGGAGGUCUCCUCCCUGCGGCUGCACGUCAGAAGCCUGGAGGCAAUCAUCGGUCACCUCCGCACCAACUCACAUGACAUGCAUCGCAAGAUGCUCAACACCGACGCUGACCUGGCGGAGGCGCAAAGGGCGCAGGCGGCCGCGGAGGGGCGCACCAAUCGGCUGGCGGCGGCAGGCGAGAAGCGGGAGCUACCGUUCCUGCCGGCUGACGCCAUCAGGCUGAGCCGAAGCAAGCCCCUGGGCCAGGGCGCCAGUGGCACCGUCUCCCAAGCGACUCUCCGCCUGCCGGUGGCCGUCAAAAGCGCGAACCUGAUCGCGGAAGCCUCCAUCAUGGCGCCCCGCGACGCAGCAUACCGCAACAGAAAAUACCAGGCUGCUGUGAUGUACGAGGCCACUCAGCUGGCGCGUUUCUGCGGCCACCCAUACAUUGUACGGGCGCUGGGGAUGGUGGUGGAGGAGGGCCACCUGGGGCCCAGCAUAGUGCUGGAGCUCGCAACCCACGGCAGCCUCCACAGAAUGAUGGCCAACAAUGAGUUCAUCGACAUCGACUGCCAGGUGGCAUUCGCACACUGCGUCGCUGACGCCCUUCGCUACAUCCACGAUUGCGGCUAUAGUCACGGUGACAUAAAACCGGACAACAUCCUUACCUACGAGGACGACGACGGGGUGUACGCCAAGGUGACCGACCUGGGCCUGACCGCUGCCUGCAACCCUGCCACCGGCCGCCUCAUCGAUCCCAAGCGCGCCGGUGGGACCAUGGGCUACCUUCACCCGGAGAGCUACCUGGACCCGGCUGCAGCGGGGCAGCGGGACGACUCCUAUGCGUAUGGAGUGACUCUCCUGGAGAUGCUCAUGGGCCGCACCGCGCGCGAAGUGCUCGUGGAGCAGUACGAGGCUCUGCCCAAGAAGGCGCUGGAUCAGAUCACUGCCGAGGUCCGCCGCCGGUGCUGCAGCUGGGAGAUGGCCCCCAAGGAUUUCGACUUCAUCAGCCUGGCGGAGUGCUACAAGGAGAACGUGCAAGAGGAGCUGCAGGCUCCUGACAUGUAUGUGCAGAUGGUGCUCAGCCUGGUGAGGAUAGAUCCCCGCAGCGCCCCCGGCCCCUCGUGGAGCGAGGUGCUGCAGACUCUGGACCGAGUGCACACGAUGGUGCAGUGCUAG